CGGGCAGUCCGCCACGCGCCCCGCGCCGGCCGCACGUGUAGCCAUGCGCCCGCCGCGCGCGCCGCGCCGCCCGGUGUGCCGCCCGCACGCCCACCGCCACAACCUAAACAACAUUAUAACAGUGAAACUCACAAGUUUUCAGUGAUAUCGAUUGAACUUUACGCCGACGAGAUCGAUAAUUGUUGGUGGCAGAUAACAUUAGAGAAUGGCGUCACCGGGGCGCGCGUAGUGUGAGUGAGUGCGAGUGUGCGGCGAUGUGGCGGGCGCGCGCGUAGCCUGCGCGGCAUGGAGGAGGACGAGAGGAGGCUCUCGUUCCCGCCGCCGGCGCCGCUCAACUCGCCGGGGGAGGAGAUCGAUGGCUCGCGGCUGCUGGGCGAGAUCGUGCGCACGCUCGAGGCCACCAACCCCGAGGCGGCCGCGCCGCUGGUGGCCUCGCAGUCCCGGGAUGCGCUGCACGUGGAGGGCGAGAAGCCGCGCCGGGAUGAGCUGCGGAUCCCGCUGGAGGGCGUCACGUUCGCGAACGAGAGCUGCGCGGGCGGCGGCGAGCGCGACGGGCCGCGCGCCGCCGUCACGCCGUUCACGCGCGAGUCGGCGCGGCGCGCGGGCUCCCGCGGCGCGCAGCUGGUGCGCGAGUUCGGCUUCAUGCCGCGCCGCCGCCUCAGCGUGGAGGACGGCGCGCGUCUGCCGCGCAAGUACGAGCCCUUCCCUCCCAAGCUCUACGGACGACCGCUCGAGGAGAUCGACAACUUCAUUUACGAUGAGACUUUCUGCGUGGUAUCAAAACGGUUUCGCAAGAACUACAUCCAUCGCUUCACGGCCACCAGAUCUCUAUUCUGGUACUCGCCGUGGUCUCCCGUGCGGAGGGCCUGCGUCUACCUGUCUACGAACCAGUACUUCGAUUACUUCGUCAUGGCUACUAUCCUGCUCAACUGUGUCUUCCUUGCCAUGUCGGAGACUAUCGAAGAGGCUGAGUACAUUUUCCUGGCGAUCUACACGGCGGAAAUGAUAAUUAAGUGCAUAGCUAAGGGCUUCAUAUUAAAUAAGUACACAUACCUACGGAAUCCGUGGAACUGGCUGGAUUUCGUGGUCAUCACAUCAGGGUACGCCACUAUCGGCAUGGAGGUGGGCAACCUCGCUGGUCUGCGGACCUUCAGGGUGCUGAGAGCUUUGAAGACUGUUUCUAUAAUGCCGGGUCUAAAAACCAUUAUCAACGCGCUACUACACUCCUUCAAGCAGCUGGCAGAAGUAAUGACGCUGACCAUCUUCUGUCUCAUGGUGUUCGCUCUCUUCGCGCUACAAGUCUAUAUGGGGGAGUUGAGGAACAAGUGCGUGAGGAACCUCGUCGUGCCCCCGGGGGAAAACUUUACCGAUGAGGCGUGGUCUGCGUGGAUCCAAGAGCCAUCGAACUGGAUGGUCAACGCAGAUGAGGUGCCCAUCAUCUGCGGUAACCUGACGGGGGCCCGGCACUGUCCACCAGAAUGGACCUGCCUCUGCGUAGGACCAAACCCUAACCAUGGGUACACGAACUUCGACAACUUCCUGUGGUCCAUGCUCACCACAUUCCAGCUGAUCACCCUGGACUACUGGGAGAAUGUAUAUAAUAUGGUGCUGUCAUCAUGCGGGCCGAUGUCAGUGUCAUUCUUCACGGUGGUGGUGUUCUUCGGGUCGUUCUACCUCAUCAACCUGAUGCUUGCCGUCGUCGCGCUCAGCUAUGAAGAGGAGUCGCAGAUCACGCAAGAGGAAAGGAAGAAAGACCUGAACGAGCAUCGAGACGACUCCACGUUCAGCUUCGACCCCACGUCGCUGGCGGUGCGAACUCUCGCCAAGGACUCGAAGAAGCGGAUAGACGCUCGCAAAGGCCUCCUACUGGCCUCAUAUUCAAGGAAGAGGACGAGGAGACGUAAGCGCGGGAGGAGUGCUAUUCAUCAUGCUGCGGCGGUGGCUGCUGUGGCUGACGACGUGAAUCGGCGGUCGCGCUCUCGGUCCGUGACCCCGAGCGCAUCGCCGCCCCCCCUGCCCGCGCCUCAACCCCCGCCGCCGCCGCACACGUUGCACCCGGAUAAUGCCUUAGGUCGAGGAGCACUUAGUGCAGCAGGUCGCCAAUUAAGUGACCACAGCAACAACAGGGAAUCGUCACUCGACGACUCAGGAGUGGUGGAUGAUCACGACGAUGGAGAGCAUACUUCUGACGAUCAGGCACCACACCCACAUCCUAGAAGGCAUCUUCUAAUACCGCAGUUACCGGCACCGCCAAACCACCCACCGACGCCAAUGCCGAUGCCUAAUGUGCAAAUGCCGAUGCCGAUGCAAACGCCGAUGCAAAUGCAGAUGCCGAUGCCGAUGCAUCUUCAGAUGCCGAUGCCAUUGCCAACACCGAUGCCGACACCUAUGCCGAUGCCUAUGCCCCAGAUUCAACAGGUUACGCAAGACAGUCAAACGCAAGAUUCAAAACAUAAACAUCAAACAAAAAUCGAAAAGUCUGCAGCAAAACCAAAAAAGCCAGCGAAAAACAUUCAGGACAAGUAUCCUCUGAACCCUGAUUACCUCAACCAGAUCGUGGUGCUAGGGGCGGACUGGCCAUACAAGCGCGCGCCCGACCUCCCGCAAGCGGAGACGACGAAAAUUAAUGAGCUCAGUUUAUUGGCAGCCACGCACAAAACUCAUAUGGGCAAUUACGAGCAAAAUUGCACUUACUUCACAGAUGAGCUGGUGGAUAGAAACUGUGAGUGCUGCGUGUCUUGCUGUAUAGACUAUGAGGGGUGGCUGCAGUUCCAGAACUGUUUGUAUGGGAUUGUGAAGGAUCCCCUGUUCGAGUUGUUCAUUACAACUUGCAUUGUUCUCAAUACACUGUUCCUCGCGCUAGAGCAUCAUGGAAUGAGUGAGAACGUUAGAUCGGCCUUAGAUAUAGGAAAUAAGGUGUUCACGUCGAUAUUUACAUUAGAAUGUAUAAUGAAAGUGAUGGCAAUGAGCAAAGACUUCUUUGCGUGUGGUUGGAAUAUAUUCGACUUGAUUAUAGUGUCGGCAAGCCUUCUAGAUCUUAUAUUUGAGCUCGUUGAUGGCCUAUCUGUGUUGCGAGGUCUUCGUUUGUUACGAGUGUUAAAAUUAGCUCAAUCAUGGACUACAAUGAAAGUGUUGUUGAGUAUUAUAAUAUCCACGAUCGGUGCUCUUGGUAAUUUGACGUUCGUGUUAGUGAUAGUUAUAUACAUAUUUGCUGUGAUCGGUAUGCAGCUCUUCUCAAAGUCUUAUACGCCGGAUAAGUUCGACCCGGAUCCAGUUCCCAGGUGGAACUUCAACGACUUCUUCCACUCGUUUAUGAUGAUCUUCCGAAUCCUUUGCGGCGAGUGGAUCGAGCCUCUAUGGGACUGCAUGAGAGCUGAACAAGAAACCGGGGCAGAGAGUUGCUUCUUCAUAUUCUUGCCUGCUCUGGUCAUGGGCAACUUUAUGGUCCUCAACCUCUUCCUUGCCUUGCUGCUCAACAGCUUCAAUAGUGAGGAACUUAAGAAUAAGAAGGAGGAAGUAGGCGAAGAUUCAAAAUUAGCUAAAAGUUUCGAUAGGAUACGUUCAAUAGUAAGAAAAAAAGGUUUCCUUAUAUCGAGAAGUAAAGAGACUGACAAAAAAUCUAAAUUAGAAGAGCUAGUUAACGAAUUUAUGACCCAACAACGUACCAUGAAGGAGAAAAAGACGUCGAUACCGAGCGAGCAGAGGUACUCCGCGUCGAUACAAGAGACCAUUCUGUUCCCGCACGACAAUAUUUAUAGUCAUAGUUAUCAAGAGGCUUUAAAUAGGCCAAUAUCAGUGGGCUCCGAUUUUGCCUACCCGCAACUUUACCAAGCGGCCAACAACUUUAACCAUGGCAGUCAAGAAACUUUAAAAGACGUGCGUGACUUGGCAGCAGAACACAAAAUAACUAGCAUUAGGGAAGACUCUAAAGAAAAUCUUGAAGACACGUCGCCAACCGAGCAAGUUGCCGCUCAGAAAUUGUUGAACCAGAUGUCUUCGGGCUAUCACACACAGCCCUCGGAUUCGAGAGACGAAAAUGAACAUUAUGAAAUGGCACAGUUGUCGAGUAAAACAACGCCAGAGAAAUCCAAGUGGCAACCCAGGGAAAUACCGACUAACAACUUAAGUAAGGAACCGGUCAAAGGAACAAAUGACGAAGAAAUGAAGCGUCCGUGGCAAACUUUAGUCUCAUAUGUAGAUGAAUUAACCGUAGGUGGGAGAAAAAACUCACAGGGUCAAUAUAUUGAUGCGAUGGGAAACUUCCCCGGAUUUGGGAAACAGAAAGAGCCGAAAGUACCCGAGAACUGUUUUCCUCGGCAAUGUUACGAUGCGAGUUCUUGUUGGGAUGCAUGUAUUCAGACCAACUUGGGUCAACGUUGGAUGUUCCUCCGAACCUACAUCCUGCGGUAUGUAGACACUCCAGCCUUCGAGUGGUUCGUAUUGGUGCUCAUCUUUGCGUCGAGCAUCACGCUCUGCUUCGAAGACAUCCACCUCGAGAAAAACAAGCCCUUGAAGAAAAUACUGUACUGGACCAACUUGGGGUUCUGCAUGAUCUUCAUCAUCGAGAUGUUUCUCAAGUGGAUAGCGUUGGGGUUCUUCAGAUACUUCACUAGUUUCUGGACGCUAUUAGACUUUACUAUAGUAUUUGUUUCAGUAUUCAGUUUGUUGAUAGAAGAAAAUGAGAACUUAAAAGUGUUGAGAUCUUUAAGGACUUUACGUGCAUUGAGGCCGUUGCGAGCGAUAUCGCGGUGGCAGGGGAUGCGUAUCGUGGUGAACGCUCUAAUGUAUGCGAUACCUAGCAUCUUCAACGUGUUGUUAGUGUGUUUAGUGUUUUGGUUAAUAUUUUCUAUCAUGGGAGUACAGUUUUUUGGCGGGAAGUUUUAUAAGUGCGUCGACGAUGAAGGAGAAUUGUUACCGUUAGAGAUAGUGAAUGAUAAAUGGGAAUGUUAUUAUAAUAAUUUCACUUGGAUAAAUUCUAAGAUAUCUUUCGACCACGUGGGGAUAGCCUACUUGGCGUUAUUUCAAGUGGCCACGUUUGAAGGCUGGAUGGAAGUGAUGGCUGACGCAGUGGACGCGCGAGGUGUAGACCUGCAGCCGGCGAGAGAAGCCAACAUUUACGCGUAUAUUUAUUUCGUCAUCUUCAUCGUAUGCGGUUCAUUCUUCACCCUUAAUCUGUUCAUAGGAGUAAUCAUAGAUAAUUUUAAUAUGCUCAAGAAGAAGUAUGAAGGCGGAGUUUUAGAAAUGUUCCUUACUGAAAGUCAGAAGCAUUACUAUACAGCAAUGAAGAAACUCGGUAGAAAGAAGCCCCAGAAAGUUAUAAAAAGGCCGAGGAAUCAAUUCUUAGCAAUGUUUUACGAUCUCUCGAAUUCCCGAAGAUUUGAGAUCGCUAUUUUCGUUUUAAUAUUUCUAAAUAUGCUCACUAUGGGCAUAGAACAUUACGAUCAACCGCAUUCUGUUUUCUUUAUAUUAGAAGUUAGUAAUGCGUUUUUCACGACUGUAUUUGGUUUAGAAGCAAUAGUAAAAAUAGUAGGUCUUCGGUACCACUACUUCACGGUGCCGUGGAACGUGUUCGACUUCCUGCUGGUGCUGGCAUCGAUCCUGGGCAUCUUGAUGGAAGACAUCAUGAUCGACCUGCCUAUAUCGCCCACCUUGCUCAGGGUCGUCCGGGUGUUCCGUAUAGGGAGAAUUUUAAGACUGAUUAAAGCCGCUAAGGGCAUAAGAAAACUGCUGUUCGCGCUAGUAGUGUCGUUACCCGCGCUGUUCAACAUCGGCGCGUUGUUAGCGCUCAUCACCUUCAUCUACGCCAUCAUCGGCAUGUCGGUGUUCGGCCACGUGAAGGAGCAAGGCGCUCUCAAUGAUAUCGUCAACUUCCAGACCUUUGGAAGAAGCAUGCAGUUGCUUUUUCGUUUAAUGACAUCAGCAGGCUGGAACGACGUAUUAGAAUCCCUUAUGAUCCAGCCUCCAGAAUGCGAGUUGGGCGAGCACCCUGGGCAAAACGGCAACUGUGGGAGCCCACUGCUGGCCAUCACGUACUUCACCUCGUUCAUCAUCAUCAGCUACAUGAUCGUCAUCAACAUGUACAUAGCCAUCAUUCUGGAGAACUUCAACCAAGCUCACCAGGAGGAAGAGAUCGGUAUUGUUGAAGAUGAUCUCGAAAUGUUCUAUAUACGGUGGUCCAAGUACGACCCCCACGCAACGCAGUUCAUAAGUUUCGCUCAACUAUCAGACUUCAUAGCUUCCUUAGACCCUCCGCUAGGCAUCUCGAAACCAAAUACAGUGGCUUUAGUCAGUUUUAAUCUGCCAAUCGCGAAAGGCAAUAAGAUUCAUUGUUUAGAUAUACUCCAUGCUCUGGUCAAACAUGUGUUGGGGCAUGUUGAAGAGACGGACACGUUUAGGCAGCUUCAGGAACAAAUGGAUAUUAAGUUCAAGAAGCAGUUCCCCACGAGGAAAGAGCUGGAGAUCGUUUCCUCAACUAGGAUAUGGAAGAGGGAGGAUAAGGCAGCCCGCACCGUACAGCGGGCGUGGAGAGAAUAUGUCAAACGAAAAAACCGCAGCCCCUCUCAAGAAGAAGAAAGCACAAAAUGGUCUCCGGGCGGCGGUUGGGGAGGCCGCCUCAGUGCGCUGCUGCACGUGCGGCGCGGCUCGCACGCCUCCAGUCGCAAGUCGUCCCGUGCGUCCGACGCGUCCGACAUCAGCGAGUUAGGCGGUGCAUGGCUUAACUUGCCGCUGCUGCUGCUGCCGGGAGCCGCGCCCGGAGAACAGCCGAGUGGUUCUGAAUCGGCGCCGCCUCGAAGGCGGUCGGCAUACGGGCUACCGAUCUUCCUGCGGCAUCAGGACGCCAUGGACGAAGAAACCGGCCCGAAACGAGCAGGUUCCCUUCGGCUGAGCUCGCGGCGCAGCUCCAUGCGGCGCGUGACGCCACCCGCGCGCGCGCGCACGCCCUCGCCGCACGCCAACAGCGAGGUCAGCAUCCUCGUCACCGAGGCCUCGCCCGACGCCGCGCCGCCGCCCGCCCCGCCCGCACCCCCGCCGCCGCCGCACACGCUGGUGCGCGUGCUGGUGCACCGCGAGUCGGACGAGCGCCCCAGCUGAUCUCCGACUCCCCCGGACGUUCCGCUAGAGAGCGAUCCCGACUGACUCUUCAACCGGCACAGUCCGGCGAAUAAUUGUGAUUUUUAAAUUUAACUAGCCCCGUUCGCGGUCGUCAUUAUGGUGGAUAAGUUGAGAUAGAUGAACCCGUUCCUUCACAUCCACCGGUAAACGUUAGAGCACGAGAGAUUUAAUUUUGUUAUUUACCGGUGGGAAUCGAAAUGAGCGCAUUUAUCUCAACACUUAUUAUAAUAGAUAGUUAAAUACAGUAAUAACCGGGAACUUCCAGACACGUUGCAAUAACGUUUUCAUUAGUAUCUCGUCGAAUUCAUAAGCUUUACGAUACAGAACCGCGCAGGAUCGCGCCACGCAAGUUGCAUUACACGCUGAUAGGUAACAUUCGUUUGUAGACGCUUCGAUAGAAUAAUGUUGCUGAAUCCGUUAUUUUGGAUUGUAGACAACUAGGAAGUAACACGAAAAAAUUUUAAGCUAGCAUUACAAAUUUUUUAAACCGAUUAUCAAGUCAGGUUCCUAAAUAUACCAGAAAGUCCAAAACUAGAUGACUUGAUUAUUUAUCAUCAAUGCCAAGGAACCCUGAAAUAUUUUUAAAGAAAAAUCAAUAAACCUGCACUAAGAUUUUCAAAUUUCGUUCCUUUUUCUACGAUCCAAAGUUCGGUAAGAUGGCAGUUUUUUUUAUAAAAUUUACCUAAUAUUUAUUUAAGUAGAAUCAAGACCAGUGUCAAGUUGAAUGUAAAUCAAUUUGUUGUUGUAAAUAGUGUUGUAUAUGAGAAUGACUGAUGUCACCAUGUCGAUAGAACUAUACUGAAGCUCAUAUAAGCAGCCUGCACAACAAAUAAGCAUAGAGAUAUCGUUUGGUUUGAUGAAUACGUGAAAAUUAUGCAAUGGGCCUUAUAUACUGCCUUGGGGGACACCGUAGAUAAUAAACUGUGUUGCAGAUUGAUUAUUCAUAAUCUUUGUGUAUUUUAGGCAUUUUUUACUGUAGUAUCAUAUUAUUAUUUAUUUUCAUUGUUUAUAUCGCCUCAAGAUCCCGAGAGCCACAUUUGAUCGAUAUGAAUACAAAAUCAAAAGCUUUGUUAGAUACCAUUUUGUUAUAACUCGAUCUUUGUGCAUAUUCCUUAAGCUUAUUUGGUGUGCAGCCCCCUAAAAUGGCCGUUAUCGAUUUAGCGCCUCAGUCAAUUCAGGCAUCUAAAUUAAUAUUAACAAUUCAAGCGCCAUUAUUAUUGUUGAAGAUUUAGGUAGUUAAGUAUUAUAAAAAUUGGUUCCAAUUCCGAUAUUGAGAAUUAUUUUGUAUAUGUUGCUUUAGGUAUUAUUUGUGGAAUGCCAUGUGCAACGUGUUUUAUGUAUCUAAUUUUGUAUUAACUUAUCUUUAGUCAUUUGUUAUAUUUUUUACACAUUCUAACGCUAGUAUGUCCAUGAUCUUCAGAUUAAGUUGAAGCCAAAAAACAUGGAAUCUGCCUAUCAUUCUAUACUGUUGACGAAAAUGUUUCAUUUAAUAUUUUUAUGUAUCAUGAAAUGUACAGUCAGCAGCGAAUACUCUGAUGCCAUAUUGAAUUAUGUAGUGUGACUGAGACUUACGAGAGACUUCAGUGGCCGCUCGUUGACGUACAUACCAAUACAAUAGAGUUGGUCUCAUUAUAACCGCGUAUUUGUAUCAGCGUUGAAUGUUUCGGUUUUAGAAAAAGCUUGGCAACGUCAAAAGACUUGAAAGUAAAACAAUAACUGAAUCAUCUUAAAGUAAUUUUUAAUAGUAAUGUAGUAUACAGGGUGGAUAUUUCCAAUGACAUGAGCUAUUUAUGAAUUUGUUUCAAUAUUCGUACCAUCUGUUUAAUUUAAGAUAUUGCAAACAUAAAUCUGCCCGCAAAAUUAAUCAUGACUGUAAUAUACACUCUGUAUAUUCCUUUCUUUAGCAGUAUUGUCAGCCAGUUCUCUAUGAUGAAUAAAAAAUUGUACUACAAGUUUCAGUGAUCAGUUGAUUAGCUAGUUUUUUUUAUUCAAUAACAUGAAGUAGCAGACUAGAUGGUAGACAUUUGUUUUUCAAAUUACGUAGUAAUUUUUUACGACAAAAUAACUAUAUUCCUAAAUACUAGUCAAUAUGAUCUCGCUAGAGCUUUAAUCUUUUUGACAUGAUACUAGAUAAAUAAGUGGGGGGAUGUGUAUGAUCAAACGUUCUGACAACAAUUAUAAUAUAGAUAUGUACCUACA
Messenger RNA from Helicoverpa armigera (cotton bollworm), 9312 nucleotides. RefSeq names its product sodium channel protein 60E (gene SC1). Gene Ontology annotation, molecular function: voltage-gated sodium channel activity. Bases 286 to 7092 code for a protein of 2268 amino acids. The transcript has 30 exons. Gene Ontology annotation, cellular component: voltage-gated sodium channel complex; plasma membrane. The record is from RefSeq and is a predicted model, not a curated record. NCBI's taxonomy places the organism in Eukaryota, Metazoa, Arthropoda, Insecta, Lepidoptera, Noctuidae. Gene Ontology annotation, biological process: sodium ion transmembrane transport; neuronal action potential; membrane depolarization during action potential.